UAGGAACAUAGAUAGUGUGCCAAGUGCUUUGACGAUUAAUAAGUGUAAUGUUUACAUUUUAAUUGCCAACGAACCACCUGUGAUUAUAAACAUAUUAAUACUACAUAAAUAUUAACACUCUGAUAAAAUAAAUAAUGAAAGUCAAUCAACACUUUAAUGUUAGUAUUUUAUUAAUAAUUAUUACAGUUCUAACGACUGCUUAUUCUAUUAAACAAAAUGGCGGAAUGAAUAUAUUCAAACAAUUCAGUGAUAAUAAAAAUGUCAUCAUGGGUACACUUAAAAUGAAUGGAAAAAUGUUUAGGAAUUGGAAAACAAGUUCAAUUGCAAGAAACUUUAACAAAGUAAUUGGAUUUGUCCCUAUUAUUAAAGAAAAUGAUAUUCAUAAACUAUUGGAAUUAGUAUUAAAUGAGGCUGAUUUAAUUAAAAUUGAAGCAUUAAAAAAACUGUGCAAGCUGUCUUAUAGAAAUCUAAGUGAGAAAAGUAAAAAAGACUUAAUUAAUGCAAAACUACAAGCCACUAUAGAAUUGAUAAAAUAUUAUAGUGUUAUCUAUAAUUGGCCAAAAGUUAACAUUACAUUUCACCAAGGACUAUUCUAUGCAUACUGCUGUCAAAAAAUAUAUAAUGAUAAUCCGGGUGAAUGUUUUAAAAGGAAAACACAGUUGCUCGAAUCUUUCAUAUUUCGUCAUAAAAUUGAAAUCAAUCGUGGAAUGAGACGUUGGUUAAACAAAACUUCUAAAGAAGCUGAGAAAUAUCUUAAAGAUGAUAAAACGUUACAAUUUAUCAAAACAAAAAUAGCUUGUAAAAUAAAAUUAAUGCAAGAAAAUAAAAACAAAUUGGCAAAAGCAGCAAUGAAAUUUUAUAUGGGUGGUACUAACAAGGAUAAGACUUACAAUUGUGUUACAGAUUUAAAAGUAUUCGAAAAAGACAUAAAAGAAAUUGGUUCAUAUCCUGGAGAAUAUCAUUAUUUAUUAGCAAAAGCAUAUGAAAGUCAAGGUGAUGAUGAAUCAGCUUUAAAACAUCUUCGUAUAGCACGUAAAGCAGAAGUUGUAGACACAAAGACUCGUAAUAUCAAUAAAAAAGUACAAGACUAUUAUGAAAAAAUAUACACACGUGUAAAUGAAUUUCAAAAUCUUUAAACAAUCAUUAUAAUAACUAUAAUUUUUAUAAUAAAAAACAACAGAUUUAAUUUUAAUACUUUUAUAUUUUGUUUUUAAUAUUACAAAAAAAAAUUAUUUAAUUUAUUUUAUAUUAUGUAAAUAAACGUUCUUUAUUUAAAAAUUAAAAA
This is a messenger RNA of Rhopalosiphum padi (bird cherry-oat aphid), 1285 nucleotides long. RefSeq lists its product as uncharacterized. The record is from RefSeq and is a predicted model, not a curated record. NCBI's taxonomy places the organism in Eukaryota, Metazoa, Arthropoda, Insecta, Hemiptera, Aphididae. The transcript is spliced from 9 exons. Bases 135 to 1136 code for a protein of 333 amino acids.